Molecule: messenger RNA, 1313 nt
Organism: Triticum urartu
Lineage: Eukaryota; Viridiplantae; Streptophyta; Magnoliopsida; Poales; Poaceae
Product: cinnamoyl-CoA reductase 1-like
Molecular function (GO): oxidoreductase activity, acting on the CH-OH group of donors, NAD or NADP as acceptor
Source: RefSeq, a predicted model, not a curated record
UGCAGGCCCUUGGGUAUAGUAUCUAUUACCAACACAUACAUUCACCUAACCCAGCAUGACAGUCGGCGCCGAGUCCACGGGCCACGGGCAGACGGUGUGCGUCACCGGCGCCGGCGGGUACAUCGGCUCGUGGAUGGUCAAGCUCCUCCUGGAGAAGGGGUACGCCGUGCGCGGCACCGUCAGGAACCCCGAUGACGCGAAGAACGCGCACCUGAGGGAUCUCGCCGGCGCGGCGGAGAGGCUGGUGCUGUGCAAGGCCGACCUGCUCGACGGCGACGCGCUGCGCGAAGCCAUCGCCGGCUGCCACGGCGUCUUCCACACCGCGUCCCCGGUUACCGACGAUCCAGAGGAGAUGGUGGAGCCGGCGGUGAGGGGCACGCUCUUCGUCAUCGACGCUGCGGCGGAGUCUGGCACCGUCCGCCGCGUCGUGCUGACGUCGUCGAUCGGCGCUAUUGCCAUGGACCCCAACCGCGGCGCCGACACCGUCGUCGACGAGUCCUGCUGGAGCGACCUCGAGUUCUGCAAAAAGACCAAGAACUGGUACUGCUAUGGGAAAACGGUGGCGGAGCGGGCGGCGUGGGAGGCGGCGGCGGCGCGCGGGGUGGACCUGGUGGUGGUGAACCCGGUGCUGGUGCAGGGCCCGGCGCUGCAGCCGGCGGUGAACGCCAGCCUAACGCACGUGCUCAAGUACCUCAACGGCUCCGCCAAGACGUAUGCCAACGCCGUGCAGGCGUACGUGGACGUCCGCGACACCGCCGCGGCGCACGUCUGCGUCUUCGAGGCCCCCGCCGCCGCCGGGCGCUACCUCUGCGUCGCCGACGGCGCCGUGCUCCACCGAGAGGACGUCGUCACGAUCCUCCGCAAGUUCUUCCCCGAGUACCCCACCCCCAGCAGGUGCUCCGACGAGGUGAAUCCGAGGAAGCGCCCGUACAAGAUAUCGAACCAGCGGCUCCGUGACCUGGGGCUCGUCUUCACGCCGGCGGCACAGUGCCUCUACGACACCGUCGUCAGCUUCCAGGACAAGGGAGUCCUCCCAGUCCCGGCACAGCACAGCCAUGCUUAAUUAAUUGAAAGAUCAGACACAGCUUCUAAGAAGCAAAAAAUUGUUAUGUGUGGAUAGGUGAAGUCUCUCGCUAUGUAUGGACGUGUGAUUUUUGUGUCAGCAAGCUGUUCAAGUACUCCCUCUGCGACUUUUUAUAAGCCGUUUUUGUAAAUAAAUUAGGGGAUGCAAACGGCACAGUAACAAUUCGAAUUAUUAUUGGCAUGCCGUUUUGUUGUUCUCCUAAUUAAAUAAAUGGGUUGAAAACAUGAAA